AUGGUGGCGAUUCCUGACUCCUUCUUGGGCUCACUCUCCGAGUUCGACUCGUAUGACCUGACCACACACAUCGGCACUCGCUUCCCCGACAAGGCUGUCCAGCUCUCCCACCUCCUGGCCGCACCCAAUGCCGAUGAGUACAUCAAGGACCUCGCGAUCCUCGUUGCGCACCGCGGGGUCGUCUUCUUCACGAAUCAGGAUAUCACUGUGGAGCAGCAGAAGCUGCUCGGGUCGCGGCUCGGGGAGCUCACCGGGAAGCCGAAGACUUCGAAGCUGCACAAGCACCCAAUUACUGAAGGGACGUCUGAGCUUGGUACCGAGAUUUCUGUUAUCUCGUCCCAGGGAGGGAUUGCCCGCGCAAAUUUGUGGAAGGGCAGACUGGCUAGCAGUGGUUGGCAUGCAGAUAUCACGUUCGAACGGGUUCCGUCGGACUACGCGAUCCUGAAAAUCCACACCUUGCCGAAAGUUGGUGGUGAUACGCUGUGGGCCAGCGGGUACGAGGCGUACGACAGACUCUCGCCAGCAUACCAAAAGUUCCUGGAAGGACUCACCGCAGUACACAACGCUGACUUCUUCGUUGAGAUCGCAAAGGCAUCUGGUAUACCGGUCCAGGAUCCGCGUGGCUCUCCCGAUAACACUGGCAGCGAUCUGACAGCGGUGCACCCAGUCAUCCGGACGAACCCUGUGACGGGUUACAAGGCGCUCUUCGUGAACAAGGGGUUCACUAAGCGCAUCGUCGAGCUGACUCCCGAGGAAUCUGACAACGUCCUAGAGUACCUCUUCCGCCACAUUGCUGAGAACCACGACUUUCAGGUGAGAUACCGCUGGCAGCAGAAUGACGUUGCGAUCUGGGACAACAGGUCCAACUUCCAUACCGCGACGUUCGAUUACGAAGGAAAGCGCGAGGGCAACCGUGUGGUCAGUCUGGGCGAGCGCCCCUUCUUCGAUCCCAGCUCGAAGUCACGCAGAGAAGCACUCCAGAUCUCGUCCUGA
This is a messenger RNA of Sparassis crispa, 993 nucleotides long. RefSeq names its product Putative alpha-ketoglutarate-dependent sulfonate. NCBI's taxonomy places the organism in Eukaryota, Fungi, Basidiomycota, Agaricomycetes, Polyporales, Sparassidaceae. Gene Ontology annotation, molecular function: 2-oxoglutarate-dependent dioxygenase activity. The transcript has 11 exons. The coding region runs from base 1 to 993 and encodes 330 amino acids. The record is from RefSeq and is a predicted model, not a curated record. Gene Ontology annotation, cellular component: cytoplasm.